UAAGGUUGCCUGUGCCUUGCGCGAGUCGUUGUCGAUUUGGAUUUAGAUGCUGUGCAAUUCCAUAUAGGAAGGAUAAAGUUUUUUAAUCGUUUUGUAUCUUCAUUUGGAGAUAAUAAAUAAUCGCUAAGUUGUUGAAUACUUCUAGCAAUAUUUGUGUGUAAUAACCACGAAUAGAUUGAGAAGAACGAAAUAUACAAGCAGCCGUUCAAAAUGAAUCCUCAAGUUACUCUUCAUUUGAUUAGAGUCUUGGAAAAAACUGUUUCGCCAGACAAAAAUGAGCUUCUAUCAGCCAAAAAUUUCUUGGAACAGGCGGCCGAAGAAAAUUUACCCGAAUUCUUAAAAGCAUUGUCUGACAUAUUAGUCAGUAUUAGCAACAGCCCAGUAGCACGUAUGGCUGCAGGAUUACAACUUAAAAAUCAUUUAACAAGUAAAGAUGAAACUGUUAAUCAACAAUACCAGCAACGAUGGCAUCAGUUUCCUGAAGAUACACGCGAGUACAUAAAGAAAAAUAUUCUCGCGGCUUUAGGAACGGAAAAUACGCGGCCUUCUAGCGCUGCGCAAUGUGUUGCUUAUGUUGCAGUAACAGAAUUACCGUCAAAAGGUUGGCCAGUUCUAAUUCAAACGUUAGUCAACAAAGUGGUUGCAGAUAAUUCCAGUGAAAUAAAUCGGGAAGCUGCUCUUGAAGCUAUUGGAUAUAUAUGUCAAGAUAUACGUUAUGGCGUUUUAGAACAUCAGUCCAAUCAAAUUUUAACUGCUAUUAUUCAUGGUAUGAGAAAACAGGAGCCUAGUAAUCAUGUUCGACUCGCUGCAACAACCGCUCUACAUAAUUCGUUAGAAUUUACCAAAGCAAAUUUUGAAAAAGAUCUAGAAAGAAAUUUUAUUAUGGAAGUAGUAUGCGAAGCAACACAAUCUCAAGACACCCAGGUUUGCGUUGCCGCUCUACAAUGUUUAGUUAAAAUUCUAACUCUAUACUAUCAAUAUAUGGAGCCUUAUAUGGCUCAAGCUUUGUUUCCCAUAACUUUAGAAGCAAUGAAAUCUGAAAACGAUCAAGUUGCUCUACAAGGUAUUGAAUUUUGGUCUAAUGUCUGCGAUGAAGAAAUCGACUUAGCAAUAGAAACUCAAGAGGCGAAUGAUGCAGGUCGUGCUCCUAUUCGAGUAUCAAAACAUUACGCAAGAGGUGCUCUGCAAUAUUUAACACCAGUCUUAGUCGAAAAAUUAACCAAACAAGAUGAAUGUGACGACGAGGAUAACUGGAGUCCAGCUAAGGCUGCGUCUGUUUGCCUGAUGCUCUUAGCAACUUGUUGUGAAGAUGAAAUUGUUCCGUAUGUUUUUCCCUUCAUCAAAGACAACAUAGAGUCACCUAAUUGGCGUUUCCGUGAUGCAGCUGUUAUGACAUUUGGAUCCAUCUUGAGUGGCUUGGAAACUAAUACACUUAAACCUUUAAUAGAACAAGCAAUGCCCACACUUAUACAUUUAAUGUACGAUGAGUGUGUAAUAGUUCGAGACACAACUGCAUGGACAUUUGGACGUAUAUGUGACAUUGUUCCAGAGGCAGCAAUUAACAAAACUUAUUUGAAUACCCUUCUCGAAUGUUUUAUUAAAGGCCUGAAAGCCGAACCACGUGUUGCUGCUAACGUCUGUUGGGCAUUUAUAGGUUUAUCAGAUGCUGCUUAUGACGCAGCUGAAAUUAAUGAAGGUGAAACUCCAGAAACCUAUUGUCUAUCUCCAUAUUUCGAGUAUAUUAUUACUCAGUUGCUUGAGACAACAGAUAGGCAAGACGGAACGCAGGCGAAUCUGAGAGCUGCUGCUUAUGAAGCACUAAUGGAUAUGAUUAAGAAUUCUCCUCUCGAUUGCUACUUAGUUGUUCAGAGAACUACUAUUGUUAUUUUAGAACGAUUGAAUCAAGUAUUACAAAUGGAAUCCCACAUUGCAAGUCACAAUGACCGCCACCAGUUUAAUGACUUACAAUCUUUACUUUGUGCUACCUUACAAAGUGUUCUUCGUAAAGUUCGUGAAGAAGAUGCUCCACAAAUAUCCGAUGCUAUAAUGACUGCACUUUUAACAAUGUUCAACUCAAGUUCUGGGAAAACAGGAGGUGUUCAGGAAGACGCAUUCCUAGCUGUUUCAACUCUAGUGGAAUUACUUGGUUACAAGUUUGUUAAGUAUAUGGACGCGUUUAAACCAUUUUUAUUUAUGGGACUGAAAGCUUAUCAAGAAUAUCAAGUGUGUUGUGCUGCCGUUGGUUUAACUGGAGAUAUAUGUCGGGCUCUAAAGCAACUUAUAAUUCCAUACUGUGAUGAAAUAAUGACUUUGCUUCUUGCAAACUUAUCGGAGCCAACACUUCACCGCAGUGUUAAGCCACAAAUUUUAUCAGCGUUUGGGGAUAUGGCUUUAAGCAUUGGUAGCGAAUUUGUGAAAUAUUUAAAUGUUGUGUUAGAUAUGCUCAAUGCAGCUUCGCAACUUCAGGUUGAUUCAAGCAGUUAUGACAUGCUCGAAUAUUUAAAUGAAUUACGAGAGAGUGUACUGGAAGCUUAUACAGGAAUAAUUCAAGGAUUAAAAGGAGUAGAACCGCAGCCACACCCUGAUGUAUUCCAUUUAGAGUCUCAUUUAGUAAAUAUAAUUGCAUUUAUAAAACGCAUAGCUAUAGAUGGAGAUAACUCAGACUCUAUGAUAGCUAGUGCAGCAGGAUUUAUUGGAGAUUUAUGCACCGCGUUUGGCCCAAGGUUAUAUCCAAUGUUAGAAGAUGUCACGAUAACUCAGUUCUUAGCCGACGGCAAAAGAUCGAAGGCAGCACGUACGAAAUCAUUAUGUAACUGGGCAACAAAAGAGAUUAAAAAAUUACGUGACGGACAAGGAAUUUCUCAAUAGAAUGGAACUAGGUUAGAUAAAGUAAGAUUAUUUAAUUAUUAGAAUAAACUAUUCCAUGAUAUGUAAGAAUUUCUUAUUGCGCUUUCGACUAAAUAAGAUUUUGUGGAUGCAACUUUAAGCUGAA
Bactrocera tryoni is the source of this 2992-nucleotide messenger RNA. RefSeq names its product importin subunit beta (gene Fs(2)Ket). NCBI's taxonomy places the organism in Eukaryota, Metazoa, Arthropoda, Insecta, Diptera, Tephritidae. The record is from RefSeq and is a predicted model, not a curated record. The transcript has 6 exons. Gene Ontology annotation, molecular function: nuclear import signal receptor activity; small GTPase binding. Gene Ontology annotation, cellular component: cytoplasm; nucleus. Bases 211 to 2868 code for a protein of 885 amino acids. Gene Ontology annotation, biological process: protein import into nucleus.